AGGGGAGCUAAUUCUGUGUUGCACAAGGGUUCGGUGUGUUUCCGUUUGGUAUGUUUUGUAAGGUUUUGCUGUCCGGCGCUGAAUGACAGUGAAUGACAAACGUCAUCGUGUAAGGUACCAGCACGUUGAAGGUUGUUUUAAAUAAGCCAAGUAAAGCGACGUAAAGUAAACCGCAUUCGUAACGGACUCAGCCGUUCUGUUAGCAUGUUAGCUGUUGGCCUGCCGGUGACUCCUGAUACUGCUGGUCACAAACGGCUACGUGAUGAUCGUUAGCUCGCUUUGUCGGAUUUAUUAACUUGUUCAGUCAGCACCAGUAAAGCCAAACUUAAACUUUAACAUUGCUCUGAUAUCAGGUGAGUUUCAGCUUCAGGUGUGGACUGACAGCCGUACCAGCCAUGCUGCUCAACCUCCUGGUACGUCAGUCCCUCAGCUUCCGUCAGACGUUCUUAACGCGGUGUGUCCAGACUCCAAGGUCUCUGCACUCACAGGCCGAGAACUUCCUGCAACGCAGGCUUCCCCUGCGCUCCCCCACUCAGAGCCGAGGCGCCAAGAGCCGAAACAGGAAGUCCCAGGAGGAGGACUGGAAAACCAGGAACAAGACUGCGCUGACAUACAUCGUUGCGGCUGGGGUGGGGAUGAUCGGCUUGUCGUACGCCUCGGUGCCGCUCUACAGGCUCUACUGUCAGGCGUCGGGUCUCGGUGGCACGGCCGUGGCCGGACACAGCACAGACCAGGUGGAGACGAUGCAGCCAGUGAAGGAACGUGUCAUCAAGAUCACCUUCAACGCAGAUCUACACGCCAGCAUGCGGUGGAACUUCAAACCACAGCAGACGGAGAUCUUUGUGGUUCCAGGUGAGACGGCGUUGGCUUUCUACAGAGCAAAGAACCCCACAGAUAAACCAAUCAUUGGCAUCUCCACCUACAACGUGGUUCCCUUUGAGGCGGGACAGUACUUCAACAAGAUCCAGUGUUUCUGCUUCGAGGAGCAGCGUCUGAACCCUCACGAGGAGGUGGACAUGCCCGUCUUCUUCUACAUCGACCCGGAGUUUGACGAGGACCCCAGGAUGGCCCGAGUGGACACCAUCACUCUGUCCUACACCUUCUUCGAGGCCAAGGAGGGUCAGAAACUACCUCUGCCUGGAUUCCGCUACAACUGAUCCUUCCGCAGCUGCUGCACUGAGACGCUCGCCAAAAUACCUGAUUCUGGUUUAUACCUCAGCCCAACGAGAAAAAAUACUCCAAGACAGAAGUCAAAGACCCGAUCGAUCGGAGGUGGCGGUUCAGGCACAGCCCGGUCAGCUGCUGCCUCCUGGGUCUCACCAGCUGACCCUUCAAACUCCACCGGCUGAGGUUCUGAAUAAAGGUGGUUUUUCUUGGCGUCCUCAACGUUGCGAGGACGUCAGGGUUUUUAGGCCUGAAAUGAGUGAAUGAAAGAGUGCGUCAG
This is a messenger RNA of Scatophagus argus, 1444 nucleotides long. It is a transcript of the gene cox11, whose product is annotated as cytochrome c oxidase assembly protein COX11, mitochondrial. Lineage: Eukaryota; Metazoa; Chordata; Actinopteri; Scatophagidae. Bases 396 to 1157 code for a protein of 253 amino acids. Gene Ontology annotation, molecular function: copper ion binding. The transcript has 5 exons. Gene Ontology annotation, cellular component: mitochondrial inner membrane. The record is from RefSeq and is a predicted model, not a curated record.